CAACCCCAACGCUGUUCAAUACAAUAGAAGAAAACAGGUUAGGAAGCUUGUAAUGGCUUUAUUUACUUUAUAAUCUCUUUCAUCAAAAAUAGCAGCAGGAAAAUAAUGUCGUUGUUGGAGUCUGAGGUUGUCUCUGUUUUGGAGACGCUUGUAAAGGCAACGGUAAAAGAAAUGACUAAAUUCGUGGACAUAUCAGGCACACCUCCACUGACAGAAACUACAGCAAACGAGUCUGCCACCCCAGACUUUGCAACCCAUCUGAACUGUGUGUUAGAACGUAACGCAAAGGAAGCUGUGGAGAAAAUAUGCCAGCUUUUCUCUGCACUUCAGCAUCUUGAAACGAGCCAGAGUGCACAGGAUGGCUUGAAAACAAGACUAAAGCAAGUUGAGAAACGGCAGAAGACUCUACAGGGAGAGACUCAUAUAACCAACGAUGCUCUCCUCAAAAGUCAGUCCAGUGACCAGCUUACUCUAGUGUCUGGGGAGAACAUAGAUGUGAGCUGGGCGCAGGAGGAGAUCAUAGACACUGAGCAUGUGAAAACAAUGAACAAGAGACUUACGGGUGUGGAACGACAUGAGGCCCACUAAAACACAGAAGACGGGGAUCAUUAAGGACGACAAGUCAGCAGAUUUUUCAGAAAACAUCAACCAUCCUCGGUUUGUGGCUUUGCAGGAAGAUAUGAUACUUUGGGAUGAUACUGUGGAAGAUGAUGAGGAAGAAUCUAGAAUUUUGAGCGUUUUAAAAAGCAGAAGUGUUCAAUUGAGAUGUCGGAAGAAAGGCAAAGCGUUCAGCUGUAAACACUGCAGAAGGAAAUUUGACUCGCUUGUUCUGUUGAGAGCUCAUCGGGUCGUUCAUGUCGCGGGAGAGAAAACCUUCAGCUGCUCGCAGUGUGGUCGGCGGUUUGGCAGUAAAGGCAAUUUGGAUGUGCACUACCAGCUUCAUACUGACAAGAGCCCUUAUGUUUGCAAUCAUUGUGGCAAGACCUUCACCGAACACAAACAGCUGAUGUAUCACCAGAGGAUUCAUAACCAAGACAAGACUUUUAUGUGUAAAAUUUGUGGGAAGUCUUUUCAUCAAGCUUACAGUCUCAGGAAGCAUCUGGUCGUGCAUUCGGUAGAAAAGCUGCAUAAAUGUGACGUAUGUGGGAAGAACUUCCACUUUCGAAACAAUCUACUCCGGCACCAGAGAAUCCAUACAGGCGAGAAGCCGUUCACCUGCCAGACGUGUGGGCGAAGUUUCAACCAGCUCGAUUCGCUGAAGGCGCACAAACUAACUCACACCGGCGAGAAACCGCACAAAUGCAAAUUGUGCGGUCAGGGCUUUGUCCAGAAGUGGAUGCUUCGGCUGCAUGAGGGACAGCAAACGGGACAAACUGGACAUGGAUGUGUUGUAUGCGGGGAGGUUUUGGGUUGCGUAAAUGCCCUGAAAACGCAUCUCCCUAUUCAUGAGGGACAGUUUCCGGUCACCUGUACGGUGUGUGGAGAGACCCUCGGCUCCAUUAACACCUUGAAAUCUCACCAUCAUAAACAAACUGUCACUACCACCAAAUACAGCUGUUGUGUGUGCGGAAAGUCCUUUCAGAGUGUUGCCGGCGUGAGAACUCAUGAGAGGAUUCAUACAGGAGAGAAGCCCUAUUGCUGCUCAGUGUGUGGGAAGACAUUUCGGCAGCAGAAUUGCCUAAAGGCUCACCAGACCUUGCAUACCGGCGAAAAACCUUUUGAUUGCGAUGUGUGUGGAAAACGUUUUCGCACAUUAGGAAAUCUCCGUCGACAUCAGCGCAUACACACCGGAGAAAAGCCGUUUAGAUGUGCCAUAUGCGAGCGGGAGUUUAACCAGUCAAAUUCACUCAAAGCUCACAUGCACGUUCACACUGGGGAGAAGCAAUACGUGUGUGACAAGUGUGGGAAGUGUUUUGCUUAUCUAAGAAAUCUGAGGUCCCAUAAAUGUGUAUAGAUUUAAAGGGUUUGUUCACCCAAAAAUGAAAAUUGUCAUCGUUUAAUGUUGAUACAGCUUUUUUUUUUUUUUUUUUUUUUUUUAAACAACCCUCUUUGGACCCCAUUGACAAAAAAAAAAAUUCUCAAAAUAAGUUCUUCUGUGUUUCACAGAAAGAAAGAAAAUCAUACAGGUUUGGAGAGGCAGGUGGGUGAGUAAUCGAUGACAGAAUUUACAUUUUUGGGUGAACUAUCCCUUUAAGUUACACAGUUAAACUGUUCCAGACAGGAAUAUGUAUGUCUUAACAGGGAUCUGUGAGCUUUGUUAAUAUGCUGAUGAUUUUUUCAGUUCUUCAGUAUGAUAUAAACAUUAGUUUCCUUCAAAAAUCUGUUUAAUGUAGAAUUGAUCUUCAAAUUUAUGUGAAAUGAACUGUAAAGCUCUUUGUUAUGACAAAUAAAUCAAAGUCAUCAGA
Molecule: messenger RNA, 2405 nt
Organism: Ctenopharyngodon idella (grass carp)
Lineage: Eukaryota; Metazoa; Chordata; Actinopteri; Cypriniformes; Xenocyprididae
Product: gastrula zinc finger protein XlCGF57.1
Exons: 5
Coding region: 575-1954 (459 amino acids)
Biological process (GO): regulation of transcription by RNA polymerase II
Cellular component (GO): nucleus
Molecular function (GO): DNA-binding transcription activator activity, RNA polymerase II-specific; RNA polymerase II cis-regulatory region sequence-specific DNA binding
Source: RefSeq, a predicted model, not a curated record